Messenger RNA from Stegostoma tigrinum, 6000 nucleotides. RefSeq names its product 5-hydroxytryptamine receptor 2A. Gene Ontology annotation, biological process: G protein-coupled receptor signaling pathway, coupled to cyclic nucleotide second messenger; chemical synaptic transmission. NCBI's taxonomy places the organism in Eukaryota, Metazoa, Chordata, Chondrichthyes, Orectolobiformes, Stegostomatidae. The transcript is spliced from 5 exons. Bases 935 to 2377 code for a protein of 480 amino acids. Gene Ontology annotation, cellular component: dendrite; plasma membrane. The record is from RefSeq and is a predicted model, not a curated record. Gene Ontology annotation, molecular function: neurotransmitter receptor activity; G protein-coupled serotonin receptor activity.
CGAUGCAAUACAGAGUGCUUUAAAGGAAGUGUUGGGAAGAAUUCAACACUUUUGAAUAUCUGCCUUCAAAGUGAACAAAACUUAAUACACAACGCUGUCAAGUCUUGACAGUUCAGGCUUGGGUUCGUGAACCGUGAGCGUUUGGAUUCUGGAGAGGACUGUGAAGAUGCCAACAUCACUUCGGCACCAGCGGUGGCCCAGAGUCUGACAGAGGAGCACUGCAGACGAUACUGGUAGAAAAGAUGAUGAAAGUGCUUUGCUGGAAGUCCCAUACUUAGUGGUGCAGCCCACCCACACUGAGCAGUCAUUGCUGAUUCCCUGCCAAAAGGAGGUGAGAACAACUGACAGAAAGACAGCGAACAAAUGCACUGGAGAAUGAAUGAAAAUACACAGACCACAGACUGAUCCUCCUCACUGACAAACAAGCUCAUACACUCUGAAAACCCCACUGCAAGGAAACUAUCCAUCUGAAGCAAAAGGGAAAGAAUUUGAGCUUUUGAAGGUGUAACAUCAGCAGCUUUAUUUCACUGAUGAAUGAAUAACAAGCCUGAGGUCAAGGGCUGGUUUUACAUGUGCCGUUUUGAUCUGGGAUAAAGAUUAUUUUUCUUUGACCGUAAUGAAAUCAGCAUCGUUUUUAAAAGGAAGCUGGAGUUGGUGAAACAAGCCAGUGAUGAACACACGCAAGGAUGAAUCACUUGGAAUGGUUGUGCUGCUGCAGUUUCGGUCUGGAGUAUAUGUUUCUUAAGAAUGGUGACAGGACCGGAGUGAAUGUUGUCUUUAAUGAUACUCAAGAGAGACCAGGUGAAUAAUGGCUUUCAGUUUGCACAUUCCCAGCUCUCCGUGUCAGGACCUUGUGUUCCUUUUUGCCUCCGAUGGUGACACUACUGAAUAUGAAAGAUUCUGCCUGUGAGUCUCGAAAGACGAGGUUCGGAGAAUGAGCUCUUUAACUGAAGUGGGGAACACUCUCAACCUGACCACGUACUCCAUGGCACCUCUUCUGCUGAAUCUCAGCGUGCUUGGCAGCAGAGGCCUGACAGGGUUUACUGUAAAUCGAUCUGGCUCCUGUAACCUUACCCUUGCCCCUGAAGCCCAACCAAGUGACUCUUGCAGCGAGAGAAGGGGGAAAAACUGGCCAGCCCUUCUUAUCAUCAUCAUCAUCGUCCUGACAAUCGGGGGAAACAUUUUGGUUAUCAUGGCAGUGUCACUGGAGAAAAAACUGCAGAAUGCCACUAACUAUUUCCUCAUGUCUCUGGCCAUAGCAGACAUGCUGGUAGGAAUCCUUGUCAUGCCUGUCUCUCUCAUCACUGUACUGUAUGGAUACAUCUGGCCAUUUCCUGCCAAACUGUGUCCCAUUUGGAUUUAUUUUGAUGUGCUAUUUUCAACUGCAUCCAUCAUGCACUUGUGCGCAAUAUCUUUGGAUCGCUACAUUGCAAUACGGAACCCUAUCCAUUAUAGUCGCUGCAACUCGAGAACAAAAGCAUUCAUGAAAAUAAUUGCUGUUUGGACAAUAUCUGUUGGUAUUUCAAUGCCAAUCCCAGUGUUUGGACUUCAAGAUGCCUCCAAGGUUUUCAAGAAUGACAGCUGUUCCCUCACAGAUGAACAUUUUGUCCUGGUGGGUUCCUUUGUGGCAUUCUUCAUUCCCCUCACAAUAAUGGUGGCAACGUACUUUUUGACAAUCAGGGUAUUACAGCAGGAAGCCAUUUUGUGCUUGGAUGUUUUUAAACCCAAGCCCAAAUGGACGAACCUUCGGAUGUUUCUUCAGAAGGGCCCAUUGGCGCCCAACUCCUCAGACAAAGCGGCCAUGUUAAAGAAAUAUGAGGUUAAAGGGACGUCAUCUCCUCAGAUAUCAUCUUGGUGUUCGUCAAAUAGGGAGAUGGGGAUUUCUGGGAGACGGUCAAUGCAGUCAAUUAGCAAUGAGCAGAAGGCUUCAAAGGUUCUUGGGAUUGUAUUCUUUCUUUUUGUCGUGAUGUGGUGUCCAUUCUUUGUAACCAACGUGAUGUCUGUGAUGUGUAUCAAGACUUGUGAUGAAGAACUUAUCGAAGAACUCCUCAGCAUAUUUGUCUGGGUGGGGUACCUCUCUUCUGGUAUCAAUCCACUUGUGUACACACUUUUCAACAAGACUUAUCGAUCAGCUUUCUCGCGAUACAUCCACUGUCAGUACAAGAAUGAGAAGAAGCCCGCUCAGCAAAUUCUAGUCAGCACAGUACCCACUCUGGCAUCCAGCAAAGACAGGCUGCAGCUCUCCAGUACAGAGAGCUUGCGAAACAGCACAGAAUUGAGGACCAGGGCACAUUCUGUUGAAUCACUGGGAGAAAAUCAUCAGGAGACUUCAAAAUCUGAAACAGUUUAUAUCGCUGAGAAGGUCAGCUAUGUUUGACUUCAACUUAAGACUCCGUAUCAAAUAGUGUGUGCAUUCUUCAGGAUAGCUAAUGAAACAGGAAAUAACAUGACACAGUUUCAAAUGCUUGUUAUAUUGCAAUGUUGGUGAAACAUACCAUUUCCCAAGUGUUACACACAGCAGAGAACAGGAAACUUGGCAUGGUUGGAUUUUCCAGUUUGGAUCAUUGGGAAAGAAUCAGGAAUGAAUAUAUUUGAUAUGAUUGAUUCAUAUGUUUUGACCCAUUGCAAUUGUUAAGUUGCACUCAAACAACUGUAUACUGUUAGAAUGUUAAACAAAUUACAUAAGGUUGUGUGUGAAACACAGGACAAAUAGACGGCACUUGGCCUAAUCAGUCCAUGCCAUGUUUAUGCUUCACUCAAGCCUCCUCCUAUCAUUCAUCAGUGAUCAUAACUCUCUUUGCCCUCCUCCCUCAUACACUUCCCUCUUUAACGUCCUUUCCCUUUUUGGUAUUCACUUUAACCACUCCUUGUGGUCACAUUGUCACCACUAUCUGGAUAGAGGUUUCUUCUGAAAUUCCAAUUGGAUAUCAUGAUGACCAUCUUUUACUGAUUGUCUAUAGUUAUGUUAUUCUCCACAAACAUAAGAAUACAAGAAAUAGGAGCAGGAGUAAGCCAUUUGUAACCUAGGGCCUGUUCAGUAAAACCAUGGCUGAUCUGACAAUGGUCUUAAUUCCACUAUCCUGUCUGGCCUGCAUAACCUUUGAUUCCCUUGACAAUCAAAGGUCUAACAUACGAGAGCAAAUAUUUGUUCUGUAUGCACUCUAAAAACUCUACAUUUCCUGUAUUUUUUAAAAAUACUUGUAUUAGUUUACGCUGCUCCCUUCUUUAAUCAGGAUGAAUUUUUCAAAGUUACCAUCAGCAAUUCUAUUUGCAAAGUAGGUUCAUAAGUUUCUCCAUUACUGAAUACCUUCUUGGUCAGAACAUCAAUAUCAUGAGCGCCUUCCUGAGAUGCACGUGUUUGGUUAUUUGUCGAACUUCUGGGCUGAACCAAAAUUGUGUAUUCUAUUUUUUUCCCUUUUGUUAGGAGCCUGCACAAAGUGACAGAAAGAACAACUUUAGGCACAGAAGAGGUACAAAUGUCAAUAUAUAUACUUGCUGCUGUUUCACGCUAGGCCAUCCAUGCAGUUCUAGUUUAUAUGAUAAGGUCAACAUGUGAAUUAUUUAAAAUGCUGUGGAUAUGAAGAUUUCUCUGUAUACUAGUUGUAAAACCCACAUACAAAUUGAUGUAAGAAGUGGAAGAGUUAGAACACCCUUAGUUAUCUGAUAACCAUGGCAGAGAAAGCUAUUACUCUUAAAAGUACAGCACCUCUGUAUUUACAAUACAUUUGUGCAAUAAUCUCUCUCUUCAGAAGCCUUUCUGGACUCUUGUUAAAAGAUAGCAUGUUGAUUUUACAGUCUGGCCAACAAUAUUGAGUUUGGAUUAAAAUUCCGUACCUGAUCAUUUUUAAAUGACAUAAAUAUUAUACAACGGGCACAAGUUAAAGUUUGAUGAAUUAUAUUAGAACUAUAGGAAAGAUUUCUCAUUGGGUUUACAGCCAUGUUUAAAUUAUUAAAAUACAAUCAAAUGUUUCAGGGGCUUGCUGUACAUAUAAGCACUUUCAAAUAUUUUAUUCUAUUGUACAUAAAGGUGAAACUAAGAGACAAAAUGAUUUAUAAUGUUUAUUCAUUCUGGAAAUCUUUCCCAGGUUUGACUGCAAUUUCUCCUAGCUCCCCAUUUGCUUCUGCAAUUUAAACAAUGGGAACUCUACCAACCCUGAUAGCAACAUAUUAGCAGAAUAAAGUCAUUUCUUUUGAUAAACAUUUAUUUCUUUUCUGCGUUGCUAAGACUUAACAAAGGCUGCUGGGAUGUCGUGUCAUUACCAACUUGAAUAAAUGCCUCGAAAGAUCUGUUAUGAAAACAGUGGGAACUCCAAUUCCCCGAGGUGUACCGUGACACUGAUGAAAUUCUCCCUUUAGCCUUUCAGUGUAAAUGUUUCUUUUCCAAUUUCAAGAUCUCUACAUCUUCGUUCCAGAGGCCUCUCUGCAAUAUCCAGUGCAGGGAAGAUGUGUGUAAUAGGAGCCUAAAUAGAAUCCCUAGUGUGGAAGCAGGCCAUUCAGCCCAUCAAGUCUACACCAACCUUCUGAAGAGCACUGCACCCAGUUCCAUCCCCCUACCCUAUCCCUGUAACCCUGCAUUUCCCAUGGCCAAUCCAUCUAACUGCACAUCUUUGGGCUGUGGGAGGAAACUGGAGCACCCAGAGGAAACUGCAGACACAGGGAGAACAUGCUCAAGGUUGGAAUCGAACCCAGAUACCCCGUACUGUAAGGCAGUAGUGCUAAACACAGAGUCAACAUGCCUCCCAAGUGGCUGAUUGAUCUGCUGAUUGUCUUCCUUUGGAGGCAGAUCGAAACCUUAAUCCCGCUAGGUCUCUGCCACAAGAGACCAGAAUUAGUGAUUAGACACAGAGCAAACGGGAUAGUUGCUUUCAACACUGAAAGAAUAUUUUGUAAUAUCAAGUGUUUUAAAAACUUCUUGUAGAUUGUUACAAGGUUAAAACAAGUUCAAAGCAGAAUUAAAGGGCCAAUUACUAAAUAUCACACAAAAUAAUCAAGAGUUGGGGGGAUUCCAGGGUCCUGAUCCUGCAUCAAUACUGUGUUGAGAUUCUUUGGGCAGCAACUAGCAAACAGGCUUCAGAGCAGGAGUGCCCAUUGAAUCUGCCUACCGUUCAAUGAGAUCAUGACUGAUCUUAAAAUCCUCAGCUCCACUUUCUUGCCUUUUCCCUUUAACCAUUGAUUCCCUUGCUCAUUAAAAAUCUGUUCUUACUGCUCAUUUAGGAUGGUAGACUGGUUCCCCAAGGCCUAUAACAGCAGAAGGAGGCAGCUCCAUCUGGAGACGGGGCCACUGCCAAGGACAGUAGGGAAGCGGGACAGCCACUUAAACUGGAGGUACACUUGCAAGUCUCCUUCACUUUAAAAAGUAAAGUAAGCCCAAAGCCUCCCUCUGAAGCCAUCGGUGUGGAAGGGAAACCCUGCCAUAAAACUGGUUACAGUUGAGGCUGUGGUCUUUACAUUCUUACACUUUGCUCACUAGCUGAGAAUGAGAGGAGACACCACUGCCCAGAAGAGAAAAUCCAGUAAAACUGGUGAACAAGGUAUAUUGGUCAAACUCAUCUUGUAGGCUUCAAAAUGGAGGGCCAAUCCAUACACUUCCAAACCCUGAGUUUUUCCCUUAGGGUGGCCCCUGGACCUGUUACUGGUGAGCCACCUCCACAUUGCUGCUGGACUUGAUGAAGGGAAGAGGAAUGGUCUGACACUGGGAAGGUGCCAGCAGCAUCUGAAGCCCAACACUACCUGGGGCCUUCACACUAACUGAUGGUCCAAUGCCUCUGCAACAUUGAGCCUUCAACAAGUACACGUUUUGGAGUCAACACCCACCAAAGAGCCAAUCUUUGGAAAGACUCCACCCCCUAAUAUCUCCAUGAGGCUGCCAUAAUUCCUAUCAAUUAUUCUCUUAUUUCUAUGAGAUUUUAUUGCUCUCCGUUGGCUGCUUUCAAGUGCUGCAGAAAAUGACCUGUCUCAAUUCCUUCUGUGCAAUUGGUAUGUAAUGUGCUGAGAUUUCAC